CAGUGUAGUCCAAGUGACAGCUCGGUCGUCCAGAGUUUUGUUGUUCUUUUUCCCGAGGUUGGUCUCUCUCUUCGUUUUCUCACCAAAGGGAGAAAAGAGUCAGCCAGCGAGCAGAGCAAAAGUCAUUGGAAUUUUCGGGUGGUGUUGGGCGUCGUGUGUUCGUGUUGAGAAAGGCCAGUUUUCGUGGUGAAAAGUGCGUUUUUUCGAACUCGGGAACGCGUUUCGAGCAGUGGGCAAAGUGCCGCAAGUGAUUUGUGUCGAGUGCGCGUUCCGGGAGCAAGAUUUUGGGUGGAUCAACCUGCUCGGAGAAGGGCGCUUCCUGGUGUCGCGGCCGGAAUUGACGGAUGCCACGGAUUUCAUACAUACAAGCGCAAGAAGAAGAAGAAAAAAUAAUUUCGUACAGUGUGAGAAGAGUGUUCGCUGCAGCGAACAGGUCCGGAUUCCGGAGUGUCUCCUCCUGGAUUUGCCGCUGUGAGAAGAAUCGCAUAUCUCGAGGUGGUUCCAGAGCGAUUAACCGGUUGGAUUAACCGGAAGCAGAAGUGAGAGGAUGUAAUCGAUAGUGUGUAGUUCAAAAAUUAAAAAAAAGAAGUUUCCUUAGCUGAGGAAAGUGUGUCUCUUGUGAGUGUCUUGUGGAAAGUUGCGUGAAAAGCAACGAAGGCAAAAAAAAAGUUGCAGGAAAACACAGAGAUUGUGCCACACGAUUGGCGCUUUUCCUCCUGAUUAUUAUUUAUUUUUUGCGCUUUCGACGCACGACGACGGAGGAGAAAGUGAGUCGAGUUUUGCGGAAGUGAUUGCUCGAAGACACGGCGGCCCCGGUAGCGCUGGUCAACCUGGCGGGUCGAUCGAUGCUCGAUUAGGCCGGCCGCCUGGACGUGGAGCGGGGGGUUUUUCGCGCGUGGUUGUGUGAAGAAACUGCAGCCUCUGGUGCUGAAGUAGCAGAAGGCGGAGGAAGAAGAGAGGGCAAACCAGCGGGGCCAGCAUGGCCGAGGAGGAGCUGAUGGUCGUGCUGCGGAAGAGCGAGGACGCCACCUUUGGCUUUUCGCUGCUGCGGACCGAGGUCUUCCCCCACGUCAUCUACGACAUCGUCGAGAACUCGCCGGCGGCCGAGUGCGGAGAGGUCGAAGCCGGUGACGUAAUCGUGAAAGUUAAUGGAACCGACGUGCACGGAUUUACCACGAAAGACGUGCUAAAAUGCCUCCGGCUCUCGACGGAUCCAGUUACGCUAGAGCUCAAAAGAGAUCCCAAAAUCAAAGCCCACGUCCGGAAGUACCUGCAGUCGAUCAGUAACCAGCACCCGCACGCCGACCAUCACCACCACCACCAGCACCAACAGCAGCAGCUCAACUCGAACCCCUCGUCGCCAAUCCACCACCGCCACUCGCCGGCCUCGCCCCUCUCGGAGCGUGGCCCCAGCCGGAUCCAAUCCCCGGCGCUCACCGGCGGCAGCAACGCCGCCCGUUACGGCCACCGGAUCAGCUCGUCGGAUCCCUCCUGUCGACCGUCGCGCAUUCCCCAGGCCGUCCAGUCCUCCGCCAAGAACAACGCCUCGUGGAGUGCGCCCCAGUCGCCGCACGGCCUCAAACCGCCCCGACCUUCGCUCAUUCCGACCGCGAACGGAACGUCGCCGGUGCCGCAGCAGCAGAAUAGCUACCACAGCAGUAACCAUCAGGCGGUGGGAUCGCCCUUUGGGACGCCGCAGCAGGUGCCGAAGAAGGGCUUCGAGGCGUUCAUGAUGACGGGGGAUCUGAUACUGAACCUGUCGCGGACGCCGCAAAGUUCGGGGAUUUUGCCGCAGGCGAAGAAGAUUGACAGUCUGCGGGACUCGCCGAGCCAUAGGGCGAGUACGAAGCGGAAAAACGGCGCGGUGGCGCCGCAUGCCAAGUGCGAGUCUUCGUCGCCGUCGUCGCCGAGCAGUCAGAGCAGUAAUAGCUACUCGGAACAGCCGCCGACGAACGGCGGGGGUGGAGUGGUGAAGGAGGGGAAGAAGAGUCGUAGUCAGGAGGUUCGGGGGGAGGAUCAGAACGAUGGCCAGAACACGGGCAGUUCGAUCGAGUCGAUCGUCAACAGCAGCAGCAAGAAGUUGAGCGGCGGAACUAGCAAUGGCAACAGCAACAAUCACAACAACAACAGGGUGCUGGAGGAUGGGGGCGGCGGCGGCGGCAGUGGGGACAGUCGGAAUCGGUUGCUCAAGUCACGGGGCAGCAGCUACGAGGGUGGCGGAAGCAGUCUGGACGUGGCGGACGAGGAGGACGAUGACGACGGUGAGGGAGAUGACGAGGAGGACGACGACAACGUGGACGAUCUGAUCGACCUGCGGAGCGCCCGGACAAACACUAGUGGCUGUGUGUCGUCUGCGCUGCUCGGCGAACGGAAUUCCGCCAGGCGGGACGUUCGACCGGGCCGCGACGGCAGUAAUAAUAGUGUAGUGAACCCGCAAGAUCCGGGCAGUGAUAGCGUAGACAGUAGCAGUGCCGCCGCCACCAACGGUGACCUCCGCCGGUUGCACGGCCCCGCCACCAACCCCAAGGAACGCAGCAAAUCUUCCUCGUCAGCCGCGUCCGCCUCCGGCGGAACCGUCAAAUCCGAAAGCUCCCCCGAAAUGAGCUACUCCGUGCCAACAUCGCCAACCUCCCUGUCGGCGGCCCCCAUCCUCGAAGGGUACUCGUCCUCCCUCAAGCGCAAGGAGCUCGCCCUCGCCAACUCGGUGCCCACAAGUCCGGAAUCCGGCGCCCAGGAGCUCAUCCGACGCACCGGAAACCUCCAGCAUCAUCACCACCACCACCACCACCACCAUCAUCAUCACAGCAGCAGCAACAACCAGCCCCAGUCGUCGUCGAAAACCGGCGGAGGCCAAAGUUCCAGUCUCAUGAGUGCCAGUGCCAACAGCAGCAACGCAGCCGCCGUUAUGUCGAAGAACGUCGUGCGGAAGUGUGAUGCGGCCGGGUUUCGGACGAGCCGGUCCGAGGACCACCUGCAGCAGACGCAGCGGGACGGUGGGAUUGGGGCGGCGGUCGUGCCGAUCGAUAUCGACGAGGACGUGAACAGCUCGCUGAACACGCUGCUCGAUACGCGGCACGACUCGGAGGAGUCGCAGAGUUCCGACCACGACCGGAUAGUGUGGACGUACAACGCGCCCGUCUCCCAAGCCAACGGUGGUGGCGCCACCAACGCCGUGGGCGCCACCGCCUCCGGCAUGAUCACCUCGCCCAUGUCGCCGCCCCACUCCAGCUCGAUGAGCUCGUCGCCGCAGCGCUCCGUCAGCGACAGCCCCGCCUCGCCCACGUCGGUGUCCUCCUCGGUGAUGUCCUCGUCGGGCGGGUCCAAAGGUGCCAACGAUCACACCCACAACGGGUACAGCAACAACUUUAGCGAGGGCCGCGGUGGCUGCCCCGGUUCCGGCACGCACAGCAAUCUGGCCAGUUUGAGUUGUGGCGGGGGAGGGGGUGGUGGAGGUGGGAAUGGGGGAUGUCCCGGGGGUGGCGGAGGGGGACUUGGGGGUGGGAUGGACCAGAGCGUGUCGGAGGCCGUGUCGAACAUUUCCAGCCCGGACUACCAGGACGAGCAUGACCUGCUGAGUACGCGCGAUUUGGCCGCGAUGGCCAUCAGCGAUCCGAGCGAUUCCGACUCGACGAUACUGGUUUCGGAGACAACGCAUCGAGUGCACGACCGCGAUCGUGACCGUGAUCAUAAGAUUGUGAUACAGGUUAAGGGAAGGGAGCUGCAGCUUCAGCAGCAACAGCAGCAGAACUACAACUACAAUCAGCAACUGCAGGAAGGUGUGCGCUAUUCCGAACUCAAAGACUCGGAAGACGAACUGGCCACACUGACCGAGGACAUGCCGACGGCGAUGAUGUACGGCCAGGACCUGCACGGGGGUGGCCCCCGGGAGUCCUCGCCGCCCGUCUCGGACGACGGCAGCGACGUCGAUUCGCUUCACUCAUUCCACUACUCGCCAAAGGCAGUUGAUCUGCCGUCCGCGGAGCGGCUCGCCAAGCGGCUCUACUACCUGGAGGGCUUCAAGAAGAGCGACGUGUCGCGACAUCUUAGCAAAAACAACGACUUCAGCCGGGCCGUCGCCGACGAGUAUCUCAAGUUCUUCCUGUUUGAGCGGUUAACGCUGGACGAGGCGUUGCGGCUCUUCCUGAAGCAGUUCUCGCUGUCCGGUGAGACGCAGGAGCGCGAGCGGGUGCUGGUGCACUUUUCCAAGCGCUUCCUGGACUGCAACCCGGGCUCGUUCAACUCGCAGGACGCCGUCCACACGCUAACGUGCGCCAUCAUGCUGCUCAACACGGACCUGCAUGGGCAGAACAUCGGCCGCAAGAUGACCUGCUCGGAGUUUAUCGACAACCUGAGCGAGCUGAACGACGGGGAGAACUUCCCGAAGGACAUCCUGAAGCAGCUGUACCAGGCGAUCAAGACGCAGCCGCUCGAGUGGGCACUUGACGACGACUCGCCCGACCAGCAGAAGCUCGGCGCCGGCGGCAACGGGCGCAACGAUGCCAUGAACGCGGGCGGCGUCGGCGGCGGAACCGGUGGCAGCCUCCAAGGGCCACCCGUCGGCCCGAACCCGUUCCUAGAUCCGCCCCAGCCGGCGGCGAUCGAGUACAAGAAGGGCUACGUGAUGCGCAAGUGCUGCUACGAGACGAACUACAAGAAGAGUUGUUGUUCCGCGUUUCUCGUUGCAGCGCCGUUCGGCAAGCGCUCGUGGAAGAUGUUCUACUGCACGCUGCGGGAUCUCGUGCUCUACCUGCACAAGGACGAGCACGGCUUCCGGAAGAACCAGAUGUCGGACAAUGUGCACAACGCGAUCCGGAUUCAUCACGCGCUCGCGACCAAGGCCAGCGAUUACACCAAAAAGCAGCACGUGUUCCGGCUGCAGACGGCGGACCAGAGCGAGUACCUGUUCCAGACGAGCGAUUCGAAGGAGCUGCAGUCGUGGAUCGACACGAUCAACUUUGUGUGCGCGUCGUUUUCGGCGCCCCCGCUCGAGGGUGGCGUCGGCAGCCAGAAGCGCUUCCAGCGGCCGCUGCUGCCCUGCACGCACACCAAGCUGCUGCUGCGCGAACAGCUCGCCUCGCACGAGGACCAGGUUAACAAGCUGGACAACCUGCUCGCCGACCACAAGCGGUCCACCAUUCCGACCAAGGGCCUGGCGCUGCAAAACUACAAAGAAAAAGAGGCUUAUCUGCAGUACGAGCUAAAACGCUACAAGACGUACUACUACCUGCUGAGCUCGCGCAUGAACUCGGACCAGGCGCUCGACUUUGAGAACCUGCUGACGAUGGGCGUUGGCGGCGACCCCGGAGCCGGCCUGGACCUGGGCGCCGGUCUGCUGAUGGAGCAGGACGAGAUUCUGGCCCGGAAUCGACAAAAUUCCUCCCCGGUCAGUGGCGGCGGAAACGGUGGCGGCAUUGGAGUUGGCUUUGGAAGCGCAGGCGUGAACCAAGGCAUCAUCCAGCAGCAACCGUUGGCGGCCAACAACAGUGGUGCGGCGGUGACGACGGUGACCACCACGACCAGCAGCAGCAGCAGCAGUGCCUCCAACAGGCCCGAAAGUAGAAAGUUUAAAACCUGAGACGACUCCCUGUACAUCACAACUGCCUUUUACCGCGAUCAUGACCAUUACCAUUACCACGCCCCCGUCCUGUACCCCUCGAGUCCGCUGGAACCGCUGGAGCUGGGUCCGCUCGGGGACAUGGCCCCGGCCGGCGCCACCGCCACCGCCAACACCUCGUCAUGUUGCCCAACCGUACUGGCCGCAGUGAGCGCAACGCUGCGAUCCCUCUCCUAUCUCCUGAUCCCCACCACGGUCAUCGGCGCCGGUGGCCACGUGCCCGGAACCGAUGUCGGCGGCGGCGCCACCAGUCCCAAGUGCCGGCAGAGCGUGUGAGUAUGGUCGGAUGUGUUACGUGAAUGUUUGUAGACAGACAGAGAGAGCGAGACGAUUUGUGUUACGUGUUUUUUUGUCCAAUCCAAAGGCUUCCCCGUGUGUGAGAGAGAGAAACAACACGAUUUCCUCAAUGUUUUCGUUUGUUCUGUUUUUCCCACUUCCGGAACAGUCAACAAUUUUCCAAAUUUCGAAAAAAGUUCGAGAUAUUAAAAAGAAACCAUGAUUUUCUAUGGUUACGCAAUGUUUGUUUACUUUUAACAAAAAAAAUCGAUCUGUCAAAACGAGAUUUCAACACUGAUAAAAAGAUGGCGCUUUACUUCUUGAUCGAUGAAGAUUGGAAACUACCAUUUAAUAUAUAUAUACACAUACAAACACACAGUAGGCUAGGAGAAUGUGAGGAUAGUGCGCACCAAUAUAACCAAAUCGCGCGUGCGCGCGCGCUCGAUUUGCGCUUUUCGAGUGAGUGUGCGUGAGAGCGCUGUGUGAAGAAUGCGCGUGAGCGAUUGAGUGAGUAAGUGUGCGUGAACUCUUGUUUCCUUCACAUUUUUGGCUGAUUUGAUACAGAAAAGCACUGCGGAAAGAAACUACGAAAGCCGGUGUAAUCUUCGUACUUGUUGUAAAUUUUAUUAACAAAGAAAUAAACUAGGAAGCAAAACACUAGACGAAAAUGGCAUUUGAUUUAGCGGAGAGAAAAAUCGUACACUUGAAAACACAACGUUGCGUGGAAUAAAACACCCAAAACAAUAGACUAGAGCCGCCUUCUGAAGGUGGGCGCAGUUUGUAUCGAGGAAAAAAUGUAGAAAACUUUUACUAAAAA
Molecule: messenger RNA, 6707 nt
Organism: Culex pipiens pallens (northern house mosquito)
Lineage: Eukaryota; Metazoa; Arthropoda; Insecta; Diptera; Culicidae
Gene: Efa6
Product: PH and SEC7 domain-containing protein
Exons: 14
Coding region: 980-5575 (1531 amino acids)
Biological process (GO): regulation of ARF protein signal transduction
Molecular function (GO): protein binding; guanyl-nucleotide exchange factor activity; phospholipid binding
Source: RefSeq, a predicted model, not a curated record